AUGUUAGAAGAAACUCGAGAGAGCAAAUUGGCAGCAGCCAAGAAAAAGAUUCAGGACAUUCUGAAGGUGUUGGUGUCCAACCUUCACCAUUCCAGUGGGGGGCUGCGUGCCCCUCUGUCAGCUGACACAGCCCCCACACACCCCAGCCCUAAUGAUUGUUCUCUCUACUUCUCCCCGCAAUCAUCCUUCAACUCCUCCUCUCUGCGUGCACCUCAGAGCCGGUACAAAGAAUUGGAAGUAGCCCUGGACUCAAGCUCCACAACAAUCAAUCAACUCAAUGAAAACAUAGAAUCACUGACAUUGAAGGAGGAGAAGAAGCGUGACAUACAUCGGAUACAGGAGCUGGAGAGGAGCUUGUCCGAAAUCAAACCCCAGAUGGCUCAGCCCCCAUCCCCAGUGCCCCCAGCAGGGCCCUCUGACGUGGAGCAGCUACAAGAUGAGGCCAAACACCUGAGGAAGGAGGUGGAGAGUUUGGUGGAAAAACUCCAAUCCCAGGUGGAAAACAACCAGGCCUUGAAUCUCCUGAACAAGGAGCAAAAGGAGAGGCUCCAGGAGCAGGAGGAGAGGCUCCGGGAGCAGGAGGAGAGGCUCCGGGAGCAGGAGGAGAGGAGGCUUCGGGAGCAGGAGAGGCUGUGUGAGCAAAAGGAGAGGCUUGAGGAGCAGGGUGAGAGGCUGCGAAAGCAGGAGGAGAGACUGCGAAUGGAAGAGGAGAGGCUGCAAAAGCAGGAGAAGAGGCUGUGGGAUCAGGAAGAGAGGCUGUGGGAGAAGGAGGAGAGGCUACGAAAGCAGGAGGAGAGGCUGCGAAUGCAGGAGAGGCUCGCGCUCUCCCAGAACCAAAAGCUCGACAAGCAGCUGGCUGAGCCACAGUGCGGCUUCGAGGAUCUGAACAACGAGAACAAGAGCGCUCUGCAGUUGAAGCAGCAAGUAAAGGAGCUGCAGGAGAAGCUGAGUGAGGAACACCUAGAAGCAGCCAGCCAGCAGAAUCAACACCUAGAGGCCCAGUUGAGCCUCAUGGCUCUCCCUGGAGAAGGAAAUGAAGGAGAACAUCUGGACGGUGAGGAGGAGGAGGCGCCUCAGCUGAUGCCAAGCAUCCCAAAGGACCUGGAGAGCCAGGAGGCCAUGAGAAGCUUUAUGGACCUCCCGAAUGAGAAGGCAGACGGGAAGGAGCAGGUGGAAAAACUAGAGCUUGGAUUCAUCCAGCUCUCUGGAGCAAGAGAGGGCAUGAGAGACUACAUCACCGAAUAUGAGAGCCAUGGGGCAGUGCCAAACACACGGCACCAAGAGGACAUCAUCAAGCUGGCCCAGAAGGAGGAGGAGAUGAAGGUGAAGCUGCUGGAGCUGCAGAAGCCGGUGUUACUGCUCAUGGGUCACCACGAGGGGCAUGACAAAUUCCUCCCCACUGCCCAGAACCCUGCUGAGGAGCCUGCUCCAGGGGCCCCAGCCCCCCAGGAGCUUGGGGCUGCGGAGGAGCAGGGUGGUGAGUAGAGCCCUCAGGCGGGG
This is a messenger RNA of Cercocebus atys (sooty mangabey), 1500 nucleotides long. RefSeq names its product putative golgin subfamily A member 6B. The record is from RefSeq and is a predicted model, not a curated record. Gene Ontology annotation, biological process: spindle assembly; Golgi organization. Lineage: Eukaryota; Metazoa; Chordata; Mammalia; Primates; Cercopithecidae. The transcript has 11 exons. Gene Ontology annotation, cellular component: Golgi apparatus; Golgi cisterna membrane; Golgi cis cisterna. Bases 1 to 1485 code for a protein of 494 amino acids.